AUAUUUCAAAAGUCAAAAACAUAAAUAAAAGACGUGCCAUGUGCGAACCAGUAGAAGCUACUUUCUGAUCGAAUUUUGUUUAUGUAAAUCUUAAAUAAAAUGCCUGCGAAACGUCAGCACAAGGUUGUCGAACGACCAAAAACACGAAAAGAACUACGUAAAGAUAAACGUUUGCAAAAGAAAGCCAAUCGAGUUCAUUUUCACAAACGGAAAAAGGAAUUACGGGUCGAAUACCGUGCCAGAUUGAAGCAGAAAAAUGGGAAAGGUAAAAAACAUCAAAACGAUAAACCAAAGGAACAGGAUGUUGAAGAGCCUUGCGAGGAGGAAGAUGAGGUCAACAUGCCAGACGACGAUGAGAUUGAAUCUGACUUUGAACUGAGCGACGAAGAGAUGGAAUCGAAGAUGAAAGGAAUUAGCGCCAAGAAACCGAAACCUGUCGAAAUGGAUCGUCUUCAACAAGACCGGCAACGGGAAAAGCAGAAACAGAAGUCGUUGGAAAAAGAGAUGCGAAAGCAACGAGUCCGUCAACUGAAAUCUGCCAACGAAGAGGAAGACAAAGUCAUUAGGAAGUUGGAGAAGCAACUGAAGAUUGACAAGACACGCAGCGACAAAUACGUUCCGAAAAUGUUCAACGAUGGCUUAGAGUAUGCGCUUGAACUUUGUCUACCCGAAAAUAUUCAGAAAAUGUACACAGCCGCCAAAGAAGCUGCGCAAAGUGAUUCAGACGAUGGAUUCGACGAAGACCUGCAAAUUGCUUCUGGUUUAUCAGGCAAAACGGAGAAGGAAGGAAAGGAGAAAAGUAAGCAGUCGACUGCACUCACAAAGAAAGCGGCGAAAGAAGAAAAUGAACGAAAGGCCAGCAAGCGAAUGGCUAAGUUGAAGAAGGAGGAAGGAAAAUUAUUCGAAGAUUUAGAUUCGGAUUUGAGCGGCGUUGAUUCGGAAUUCGAGCAGAGUGCCGAAGAAAACGAAGAAAAUGAGAGUGAUGAUUCGGAAGGCGAUGACUUUGGUCUCAUGGAUAGUGCGGAUGAAAAUAGUGAUGGCGAAAACAGUGAAUUUGGAGACAGCGAAGCUGAGGAAGUUGAGGACGAGCAAAGUGAAGAAGAAGAUGGAAGCAGUGAUGAAGCUCCUGAGGAGCGUCCCAUAAAAAAAUCUGGAAAAUCAAACAUCAAGAAACAGAAAUUGGAGAUGCCCGCUAAACAAUCUGAAUCGAGCGAAUCCGAUAAUGAAAGUCAUGACGACUCGUCCGUCGAUGAGCCAGGGAAAUUUGUUAGAAAACCGGUUAGCGAAUCGGAGAGUGGUUCUUGCCCAUCUGACAACGAUAUCGAUGGCAAUUUCGAUGAAUCAGCUGACGACUCGGAAGCUGAAACGAAAACCACAAAGUCCUGGGAGGACAUUUACGGCCGUAAACGCGACAAAGACGGAAAUGUCAUCGAACCGGAAACUUCCGUGAAAGACGGCAAAUACAUUCCUCCACAUGUGCGCGCCAGACUAGCUGCAGAGGGCGGAGACGAUUCGAAAAAAUUGGAAAAAUUGAAUCGACUGAAGAAACAGCUAAAGGGUUGGCUGAAUCGCUUGUCCGAGGCGAAUAUGUACAAAAUUGUUGGCGAUAUCGACAAUCUGUACAUGCAGAAUCCGCGGUACGAUAUGAACGUUACGCUGACGUCGCUGAUUUUCGAUAGUUUGGUUAGCAAUGUAUUGGCACCAGAGCGUAUGGUUCUUGAGCAUAUGCUGUUAAUAGCUGCGUUACACGGAAACGUUGGCAGUGAAGUUGGGGCACACUUCCUACAAUUUACGAUCGAGACGUUCAACAGCAUGUUACCAAAUCUGCAUGCGUACGAUGUCGAAGACAAGCAACUGGACAACGUAAUAUUCAUAAUUUGUCACAUGUACACAUUCAAACUUUUUCAUCACGGCCUUAUCUUUGAAAUUCUGCAAAAACUAACGUCUGAGCUAUGCGAGAAGUCCGUCGAAUGUGUGCUGCUCACUUUGAAGUCAAUAGGUUUUGCGUUACGCAAAGACGAUCCGAUCGCGUUGAAGGAAUUGAUAGCAACACUACAGACGAAAACGAAUGAAGCAUCCGAUGAAUUGAAGAACAACGCCCGUUUAAAGUACAUGCUGGACGUGCUGUUGGCUGUUAAGAACAAUAACGUGAACAAAAUUCCCCAGUACGAUCCAUCGUUGGCUGAACAUCUACGGAAGAUCCUCAAAACGUUGCUGGUCAACGGAAAGUAUGUGACAUCGCUGAACAUUACGUUGGACGAUCUGUUGAAAGCCGAUCAGCGUGGUAAGUGGUGGGUUGUCGGAUCGGCAUGGUCGGGCAAUGUGGAUGACAUUGGGGUCGCAAAGACGGUAAAGUCAGGCAAGAAGGAGCAACUGAAAUUCAGUGAGCAGAUGUUGGAACUGGCGAAGAAGCAGAGGAUGAACACGGACGACAGACGGAACGUAUUCUGUGUGCUAAUGACCGCUGAAGACUACAUUGAAGCGUUCGAAAAGCUACAUCAGCUGGCGAUCAAGGACCAUCGGGUCAUUGUGACGGUGAUUAUUCAUUGCUGUUUGUCGGAGAAGAUUUUCAAUCCCUACUAUGCCGUUCUGUCGCAAAAGUUUUGCGAUGUUGACCGAAAAUAUCAGCUGGCGAUACAAUUUGCCGUUUGGGAUCGCAUCAAAGACAUCAACUCUCACACGAACAUUCAAAUCAAAAAUUUGGCCCAAUUUCUAAUCUAUCUGAUCGAGCACGGCGGACAGCCAUUAUCCGUUCUGAAGGUGGUCGAAUUCGCCGAACUGGAUAAACCAACGUUGCGUCUCGUCCGUCAAACAGUUCUGGGGCUACUGCUGAAUCAUGAAGAUACCUGCAAACAGGUCUUUCACCGUAUUGCACCCAGCGUCAAAUUGAAGGCAUUCAAAGAGAGCAUUCGACUGUUCAUGCAACAUUUCCUGCUGAAGGGAGGAAGGAAGAGUGGUGUUACGGAAGAUAAAAUGGAAUUGCUGAAGAAACGUAUAGACAUUGCAGACAAAGCACUGCAGACUGUUGACUCGCUGGUACAAUUUUGAUUUUGUAUUAGCGAAGACGAGGACUGUGAAAUAAAAACGGUUGGUGGCAAUAAAAAC
Bradysia coprophila is the source of this 3105-nucleotide messenger RNA. Its product is annotated as nucleolar MIF4G domain-containing protein 1 homolog. The record is from RefSeq and is a predicted model, not a curated record. Gene Ontology annotation, cellular component: nucleolus. Gene Ontology annotation, molecular function: protein binding; RNA binding. Gene Ontology annotation, biological process: ribosomal small subunit biogenesis. NCBI's taxonomy places the organism in Eukaryota, Metazoa, Arthropoda, Insecta, Diptera, Sciaridae.